AUGGAGGAAAGUAAGGCGAAAUUCUUUGAGUUCAAGGACAAAAUUUUAGAGUUCAUUGAUGAGAUUUCCCUCGAGUGGCCAGAUCAAAAGCAGCAACAGCAUUUUCACGAUUUGGUUGAUUAUACAAUCGCCGGCGGUAAGUGUUUAAGAGGCUUAUUGAGUGUUUUCGGCUUCUUAGAACUUACUGGUUACAGUCCAGAUUCCAAAGAGGCAGAAGCCGCUUAUGCUCUUGGCUGGGUCCAAGAAAUCCUUCAGGCUUCGUUCUUGGUUGCCGACGAUUUGAUGGACAAGUCACCACUCAGACGUGACAAGCCAUGCUGGUACUGCCUUCAAGAAAAUAAGUACACAGCAGUUUCAGAUUCAUAUUUCCUUGAAAAUGUUUUAUACAUGAUCAUUGACAAGUACUUUGCUGACUUCCCAGUUGAAGUCGUUCUCGAGAUCAAGCAUUUACUCCAUAUUACAACACUUCGUACAGCACUUGGCCAAUACAUCGAUAUGCACAAGAAAGAACCAACAAUUGAUAACUGGACAUUGACAGUUACAAACAAGACCGCUUAUUAUACCAUUUGGCAGCCAUUCUUAUCCGGAAUCGUUGCUUCCCAGAAAAUUCCAGCCGAAGUUUGGCAAUCAAAGCCAUUUGAAGACGCUCUUAUCAAGGCAGGCGUAUUGUUCCAGUGCCAGGAUGACUGGUUGGACCAGUACGGACAAGCUGCAGUCACAGGAAAAGUCGGAACUGAUAUCCAAGACGGAAAAGUCAGUUGGCUGUUCGCAAAAGCGAUGGAAGUUGGAAACGAAGAACAAAGAAAGCUCUUACUCGAAAAUGUUGGCCACCAUGAACCAGAAAAAGUUCAAAUUGUCAGAGAUAUCUACAAAGCACUUAAUAUUCAAAAGUUAUCUGAGGAAGCACAACUCGCACAGUAUAAGGAGCUCGAAACAUACUUCUCAAAGGUAGAUCCAAGGUUACCUCAGAAAACAAUCAAAUGGUUGCUCGGCUUCCUUGAAUUAAGAAAGUACUAA
Molecule: messenger RNA, 1017 nt
Organism: Trichomonas vaginalis G3
Lineage: Eukaryota; Parabasalia; Trichomonadida; Trichomonadidae
Product: dimethylallyltranstransferase protein
Exons: 1
Coding region: 1-1017 (338 amino acids)
Biological process (GO): trans, trans-farnesyl diphosphate biosynthetic process
Cellular component (GO): cytoplasm
Molecular function (GO): dimethylallyltranstransferase activity; (2E,6E)-farnesyl diphosphate synthase activity
Source: RefSeq, a predicted model, not a curated record